CGAACCCCACACACGUUGUGCGGAGUCUACUUGGUGUAGUGUAGUGUAGUGUUCAGUGUGCUGGAAAUGUGGUGGUUGGUUAAGAUGACCGUGUUUUUGCAUUGUGUCCAAUCAGUGCGCAUCAUGAACAUUCGCGUGCCAGAGGUCUUCCAGUAUGGUACCAAAGACGCCAUCACCUUGGACUGUGACUUCGUCACCAACAACGUCACGGGACUGGUGGUGAAGUGGUUCUACAUGGACAGGUCACAUCCCGUAUACCAGUGGAUCCCUCCUCAGAAGCCCCAAGCUUUGGGAUUGUUAAAACAUAAGUUGGAUCUCUCAUACAAAGUGUCGCAGAACCCUUACACGCAGCACCGGGCACUGCGGAUCCUGUCCCCUGGGACCGAGCUGACCGGCAACUAUACAUGCGUGGUGUCCACAUUCCUUUCUGAGGACGAGAGGACCCGCCCAAUGACCAUAUUCGUACCGGAGACAAGAUUCGACAUGAUCCAGGACCGACUGAACGACGGAUACCUGAACAUCAUCUGUUCAGUGGAAGGGGUGUUCCCGAGGCCCGAGCUCGUCAUAUUGGCAGGAAACAGGCCGCUAAAUGCAAAAUCAACAAUCAAGAUCAUCGAGGGCCGAUACACAGCGCUAACGAGUGCGGUGGUCAAAAUAGACUCCCUUCCUCCCACUGUGGAAAUCCUCUGCGACAUGAAUAUACCUCUUGCUAACUAUUUCAGCAGAAAGAGGGAUAUAUUUUACAGAGAUCCCCCGCCCGUCGAUCAGGAGCCGGCUUUCAUAAACGCACACACUGCGCGCGAUCACGGUCACUCAAGAAAGUCGAGUCCAAUGCUCGUCUUGAUAUCCUGUAUAGCGCUGUUUCACUGCUUGAAAAUAACGUGACGUUGCAUUACAAAACAUCCAAAAAGAAAAUACGUUGUGAAUUAGUUUUAGGUAAUAAUAUAUAAAAUAAGUGUAAAUAUACAGCGAAAUAUUAUUAACUUAUUAUUAAUAAAUUUUAUACCUAAUGAAUAAUAAGAACCGGACAAUAUAUUAUCGCAUAAGCAAAUUAUGUAAAAAAAUACUAUUAUACAUUCCACUGUAAUCGUAAAGUCGUAUUAUAUAUUAUUAGUAUUAAGAAUUUGUAUAUUAUAUAUAAAACUUGUUUUGUAAUAUUUGUAUAUGUAAUUCAAAGACUUAAGGAACAGGACAGAUGGUACGACAAAAUUUAAAGCUGCCUAAAUAGAACUAGCCUUAUUGGCACAAAACAAAACCAAUCAUACUGUAAAUGACUUAAUUCUCGUUUAAGGCUAAAGAAUUGUCACGUACCUAUU
This is a messenger RNA of Maniola jurtina (meadow brown), 1316 nucleotides long. RefSeq lists its product as uncharacterized. The transcript has 7 exons. NCBI's taxonomy places the organism in Eukaryota, Metazoa, Arthropoda, Insecta, Lepidoptera, Nymphalidae. The coding region runs from base 67 to 885 and encodes 272 amino acids. The record is from RefSeq and is a predicted model, not a curated record.